AUGGGCUACGACGACGUCAUCACCCAUUUGGGUGAAUUUGGACCGUAUCAGAAGCGCAUCUACUAUUUAUUAUGCCUCCCAGCCAUCGUCUGUGCCUUCCACAAGUUGGCCGGAGUCUUCCUGCUGGCCAAGCCCGACUUUCGAUGUGUUCUGCCCUAUGAGAAUGCAAGUGCCACCUAUCAGUUGUCUAGUGACCUAUGGAACCUCUCGUAUCCCCAAGGCGACACGUGUGCCUACUACAAUGUGGAUUAUAGUGAGGAGUAUCUAAAUGGCAGUGUACCCAGGAUUACUAAUGAAACCAAGAGCUGUUCCCGCUAUGUUUACGACCAGAGCAAGUACCUCAAUAGUGCGGUGACCGAAUGGGACAUGGUCUGCAAUAGAAGUCUGCUAAGUGCCACCAGUGAUUCCCUCUUCAUGCUGGGCGUGCUCCUUGGGAGCUUUAUCUUUGGCCAGAUGUCGGAUAAACUGGGUCGCAAGCCCACCUUUUUUGCUUCGCUGGUUCUUCAGCUCAUCUUUGGCGUCCUGGCUGCUGUUUCUCCUGAAUACUUUAGCUACACUAUCUCCAGGAUGAUUGUGGGUGCUACGACCUCGGGAGUUUUCCUGGUGGCCUAUGUGAUUGCUUUGGAGAUGGUGGGUUCCUCCUAUCGCCUCUUUGCCGGCGUGGCCAUGCAGAUGUUUUUCUCUGUUGGAUUCAUGUUAACAGCUGGCUUUGCCUACUUCAUCCACGACUGGAGAUGGCUGCAGAUUGCGUUGACCCUCCCGGGACUCCUCUUCAUUUGCUACUAUUGGAUCAUUCCGGAGUCUGCCCGCUGGCUUUUGCUCAAGGGUCGCCAGGAGGAGGCCUUUGUGAUUAUCAAAAAGGCGGCCAAGGAGAACAGGGUUCAAAUACCCAGUGAAAUCUACGAGCAGCUGGUGGAUGAGGUAGCGGAAAAGAAGAAACAGGAUGAACUGACGGCUUCCCAACCAGCGGCUACUGUCUUUGAUCUCCUAAGAUAUCCCAAUCUCCGGCGGAAAACCCUCCUCAUCUUCUUCGAUUGGUUUGUAAACAGUGGAGUUUACUACGGGCUCUCCUGGAACACGAACAACCUGGGUGGCAAUCAGCUGGUUAACUUUAUGAUCUCUGGAGCCGUUGAGAUUCCCGGCUAUGUGCUGCUCCUGUUCACCCUCAAUCGCUGGGGUCGUCGCUCUAUUCUGUGUGGCACCAUGAUGAUAGCCGGGGUGAGUCUGCUGGCCACCAUCUUUGUGCCAAGUGAUAUGAAUUGGCUGAUCAUCGCCUGUGCCAUGAUUGGCAAGCUGGCCAUUACGUCUUCCUAUGGAACCAUCUACAUCUUCUCGGCGGAACAGUUCCCCACGGUGGUGAGAAAUGUGGGUUUGGGAGCCUCCUCCAUGGUGGCCCGAGUGGGUGGCAUACUGGCGCCCUAUCUCAAGUUGCUGGGCGAGAUCUGGCGACCACUUCCGCUGAUCAUCUGCGGAGCUCUCUCACUCACAGCCGGAUUGCUGUCCCUGCUCCUGCCCGAGACCCUCAACAAACCCAUGCCGGAGACCAUCGAGGAUGGGGAGAAGUUUGGCAAGAAGACGGCUCCUGAAGAAGCCGCCGAGGAGGGCGGAGGCCCCCAAGAGCUGGCCGGAAUGCUCAAUGGAAAGUCCAGCUAAUUGGAGUCCAAGCACUUUACUCAAUCUAAACUAAUGGCCUCAAUUGGCUCGCGCCCUCGCCAUUUCAACGAAUUUAAGCAUUUUGCGCCUUUUCAUUUCUCUCGAAGAUAUUUCAAUUCAUUCCAUUUUUCCAUUCUGCCCUCAACUCUAUUUGUUCACCUUUACAAGCAGUUUAUUAAAAGACAAGUAAAUAUACAUUUAAAUAUACUUUUCACUCUGUUCAACGAA
This is a messenger RNA of Drosophila takahashii, 1881 nucleotides long. RefSeq names its product Organic cation transporter (gene Orct). Gene Ontology annotation, cellular component: membrane. Gene Ontology annotation, biological process: transmembrane transport. Gene Ontology annotation, molecular function: transmembrane transporter activity. NCBI's taxonomy places the organism in Eukaryota, Metazoa, Arthropoda, Insecta, Diptera, Drosophilidae. The record is from RefSeq and is a predicted model, not a curated record.